Molecule: messenger RNA, 2091 nt
Organism: Symbiodinium sp. CCMP2456
Lineage: Eukaryota; Dinophyceae; Suessiales; Symbiodiniaceae
Source: the annotation of a GenBank genome assembly
GCUCUUCUCAUGUUUGGAGCUUCGCAGCGAUGUACACGGCUGUUGAGAGGCUCAAAACGACGAACCCGACAUACCUUCGGCCGUCCGUCACCCGCCUUCCGAGCUCCGCGGCACACCGCCAACAUGCCCCAGCAGCCCGAAGCAAAAGAUCUCCAUGACCUGACCGAAGUCCCGGCCGGCUGGCCCCUGGCCACCGUCAUCGACGCCUUCACCGAGUUGGCUCGAUAUAGUGCAGGUCAAGCUGGUCCAGACCGAGCUCGCGAGGCGCUGAGCCAUCGGCUGGUGGAGCUCUGGGCCUCGCAGCCGGCGGAGGCGGAGGCCUGGCUCCAGCGCUGCCGGGAGCGCUUCGCGAAAGAGCUCGCAGGCCAGGAGACGAGGCCGGAGCAGCUCUGCGAGGCGCUGCUCCGGCACGGGGCGGCCGAGUGGGGGAAGUACUCCGGCUGGUGCGGCUGCCGCUUCUCCGAGGCCGGGCUCCUGCGAGGAGCGCCGUGGGGCUCAGCAGCGGAGCGGGAGCACCAGGCGGCUUGGCAGCUGCAGCGGCCCUACACCCGCGCUCGCUGCCGGGAGCUCGCGGAGCGGCUCGUGGAGGCGGAGAGCCAGGAGACGGCGCGGAAGCGGCAGAAGCUCGAGGAGGAGACCGCCAAGCGCCGGCGCCUCGAAGCGGAGCUCCACAAGUCGCAGGAGGAGGAGUGUCGAGAUCUGCGCGAUCGCCUGGCUGCGGUGGAGGCAGAGGUGUCCCGCAAGACCGCGGAGCUCCAAGCUGCGCAGAGCGAGAGCGUGAAGUGCAAGGAGCGGUGCGAAGAGCUCGCAGCUCGUGCUGCAGCUGCGGAGUCAGCCGUGGCGGAGAUGCAACAGGAGCUCGUGCAGCUGCAGGAGGAGCACAGCCGGUGCCAAGAGCGUUGUGAGGAGCUCGUGGCUCGGAUGGAGGCAGAAGCAGCUGAGCAUGCCAAAACCAAGGAGCGUGUCUCACAGGCCGAAUCCGAUGCUGCCGAAAGGAAGAUGGAAGCUUCCGAGCAUGCCAAGACCAAGGAGCUUCUCUCACAAGCCGAAGCCGAUGCUGCAGAAAGGAAGGUGGAGGUGGAGCGGCUGCAAGAGGAGGGUCGCGGCUACCAGGAGCGCUGCCAGCAGGCUGUAGCCGAGAGCAAGAUGGAGCUGCAGCUCGAGAAUGCAAGGCUCCAGGGGAGGUGCGAGCAGUUUCAGCAGCAACUUGCCAAGGUAGAGGGCCAGAUUGAGGUCUUGCGGGAAGAGAAGGCCACUUUCAAGGAGCGUUGCCGGCAGCUGGAGCGUGAGGCGACAUCGCCACGCAUCCCUUCUUCCAUCCGAGCCAGCCCCACCCAACAGGGCCCAACUCCCGGCGACGACGCAGCUUCCCCCUGCGGCCAGGAGUCGCAUCUGACCGAAGAGCUCGGGUACGUUCUGGUGGAAGAUGGCGUGGCCUCCUCCUCCGCCUUGAGCUGCUCCUCAUGGUUCUCGGUGAAGCCCGACUGCUUCAUGCCGGACGCCAUCUUCAAGACCCGCAGCGGUAGCAUUGAGCACUUCCUAAGGGGCCGCGAUCUCCAGAAGGGAUCGCAGGUGGUGGCCGGGGAUGGCGAGACCAUGGUGGAAGUCUGCGAGGUCCCGGUGCUGUGGCAGGCCAAAGGUUUCGUCCGUUUGCAGGCCGGGGCUGCGAUGCUGGAGGUCACGGCAGACCACCCGGUCCAGGUCCCACCAGCAGACGAUGCCAUGGAUGACAAAGACGGCACAGGCAGCGCCCGCUACGUCGAAGCAGGAAAGCUCAAGAAGGGUGAUUUGGUCAUGCUCGAUGCCGGCGAGCCCGCGGUCCUCACCAACGUGGUGUCAGAAUCGGGCGACUGCCAGGUGCUGAAGCUCGCUUUCAAGCCGAAUCUCUCCGUGGCGGUCUUCUCUUCACCACCCUGCAUCCUCAGCAAGGGCGCCAACAGCAAGCCAGAUCCCCGCCGCGGGAAGAAGUGCCGGAGCCGAGGUCAGCGAGCGAAGGUUGAGGAGAGCGCGGACGACGGAAGAGCCUCCAUGCCCAAGACGGCUGGAACAUCGACGGAGAUACUGCUCAGGGGCGCAGCAGGUGCGUCAUGA